CGUAAAUGCACUCGCAUCAGUGACACUUCAAUUUUAAGUCCAACCUUUCAAGCUUAGCUAUUAGCGUCUCUCCUCCGAAAGCAAAACAAAACAAGAUUCCCAUUUUUGGGGGGAUCAUUGCUCCGUCUCCCCCCGCCUCAGUACUCCGCCGCAUCCAAUGGCCUUCUCAGAGUUCCGACCACUUGACGACAAUUCCCUCAUCGAAUACAUAAAAUCAGUACCGGCCCUCUCCUCUAAGAUCGGCAACGACUUCGACACCUUGUCCGUCAAAGAAGUUGGAGAUGGCAACCUUAACUUCGUCUUCAUCGUUCUCAAUUCCACAGGUUCUUUUGUCAUCAAGCAGGCUUUGCCUUAUAUUCGCUGCAUUGGGGAGUCAUGGCCGAUGACGAAGGAGAGAGCAUAUUUUGAAUACUUGGGGCUGAAAGAAGAGGGUCGCUUGAGCCCUGAGCAUGUUCCUGAAGUGUACCACUUUGACCGUACAAUGUCAUUGAUCGGCAUGCGUUACUUGGAACCACCACAUAUAAUAUUAAGAAAAGGGUUGAUAGCUGGAAUUGAGUACCCUUUGCUUGCAGAGCACAUGGCUGAUUUCAUGGCCAAGACACUCUUUUUCACUUCUCUCCUUUUCCGUACAACUUCCGAGCACAAAAGGGACGUUGCCGAAUAUUGUGGUAAUGUGGAGUUAUGCAGACUCACCGAGCAGGUCGUGUUCUCUGACCCUUAUAAAGUUUCUCAAUAUAAUCGUUGGACUUCCCCUUAUCUUGAUCGUGAUGCUGAGGCUGUUCGGGAAGACAAUCUGCUGAAGCUUGAAGUUGCUGAGCUGAAAUCCAAGUUCUGUGAGAGGGCCCAGGCUCUAAUACAUGGAGAUCUGCACACUGGUUCUGUUAUGGUUACCCGUGAAUCAACACAAGUUAUUGAUCCAGAAUUUGCAUUUUAUGGACCAAUGGGUUUUGAUAUUGGAGCAUUCCUGGGAAAUUUGAUUUUGGCUUACUUUUCUCAAGAUGGACAUGCAGAUCAAGCAAAUGAUCGAAAAGCGUACAAGGAGUGGAUUCUUAAGACAAUUGAAGAUACCUGGAAUCUUUUCCAUCACAAAUUCACUGCUCUUUGGGAUGAGCACAGAAAUGGUGCGGGUGAGGCAUAUCUUCCAGCUAUCUAUUACAAUCCUGAGGUUCAGCUGCUUGUACAGAAGAAAUACAUGACAGAUUUGUUUCAUGAUAGUCUUGGGUUUGGUGCUGCCAAAAUGAUAAGGAGAAUAGUUGGUGUAGCUCAUGUUGAGGAUUUUGAAUCCAUUGCCGAUGCUGCUAAACGUGCAACAUGUGAAAAGCGAGCACUUGAUUUAGCUAAGACGAUUCUCAAAGAAAGGAGAAAAUUUGAAGGCAUUGCUGAAAUUGUAUCAGCAAUUCGGCAAUAUGAAUCCUGAUUCAUGGUUUUCCAUAUCGAUGCCUCAUCAUGUAUCACGUUUUCCUCCUAUACACUACUCGAGAUUUUGGUGUUCUGCUACAUUUAACACUUUCACUGUCAACAUUAUGUAUCAAAAAUAUAAAUUUUCUGCUUGAGUGUACUAAUUACAGUUUUAUGUUACGUCUUACUUGCAGCAAGGACGUUUUGUUAACACAACUUUGUUCACCUCAGUUGUUACUUAUUAUAUUGUAGAUAUAUUAUUAUGUGCAAA
Arachis stenosperma is the source of this 1669-nucleotide messenger RNA. Its product is annotated as methylthioribose kinase-like. Gene Ontology annotation, molecular function: S-methyl-5-thioribose kinase activity. The coding region runs from base 158 to 1417 and encodes 419 amino acids. The record is from RefSeq and is a predicted model, not a curated record. The transcript is spliced from 6 exons. NCBI's taxonomy places the organism in Eukaryota, Viridiplantae, Streptophyta, Magnoliopsida, Fabales, Fabaceae.